Molecule: messenger RNA, 2365 nt
Organism: Tribolium castaneum (red flour beetle)
Lineage: Eukaryota; Metazoa; Arthropoda; Insecta; Coleoptera; Tenebrionidae
Gene: Tdc1
Product: tyrosine decarboxylase
Exons: 2
Coding region: 317-2026 (569 amino acids)
Biological process (GO): amino acid metabolic process
Cellular component (GO): cytoplasm
Molecular function (GO): carboxy-lyase activity; pyridoxal phosphate binding
Source: RefSeq, a predicted model, not a curated record
GAUCUGGUAGGAAGUACUUUUAUUACGUCGAUUUUAUGGGAAAUCAGCCUUGAAAUGGGCUUUUAUGAAGUCCUGUUGGAAGUCCAUGAAAUUCCGGAAAACCUCCCCGUUUUCUGUCUAUUAUUAGCCUGCAGGUAGUUGUCUUCGUCAAUUAAUAAAUUGGAUUAUGCCACAACCCUAUACGUAGCCACACAGAACAUGAAUGCGUUUGACUAGAGGUUCCGACUUCAGAGUGGGGCAACCUUAAAUAUAAAAGUAUACCUUGGCAGUAUGCAGUGAUUUUGUGGUACGCUCCCAGUGCUAAGUUAGUGUGACAAUGGACAUCGAAGAGUUUCGAACACGCGGCAAGGAAAUGGUCGAUUACAUUUGCCAGUAUCUGGAGAAUAUCGAGUCCCAGAGGGUUCACCCGGACGUGGAAACGGGCUACUUGAGGAAGCUUUUGCCCAGCGAGGCGCCCGAACAGCCCGAAGAAUGGGACAAUAUCAUGUACGACGUCGACAAGAACAUCAUGCCUGGGAUAACGCACUGGCAGCAUCCCCGAUUUCACGCGUACUUUCCCUCAGGAAACUCCUUCCCGUCCAUCCUGGGGGACAUGCUGUCGGACGCCAUCGGCUGCAUCGGCUUUUCAUGGGCCGCUAGUCCCGCCUGCACGGAGCUGGAGACCAUCGUCAUGGACUGGUUCGGCAAAGCCAUCGGCCUCCCCUCCGACUUCAUCACCUCCUCGGAGGGCAGCACCGGCGGCGGCGUCAUCCAGACCUCCGCCAGCGAGUGCGUCCUAGUCUCCAUGCUGGCAGCCCGCAACCAGGCCAUCAAAUACCUCAAAACGGAAAACCCCCAAAUGGAGGACAGCGCCUUCCUCCCGAAACUAGUCGGCUAUUGCUCCAAAGAGGCCCACUCCUGCGUGGAAAAAGCUGCGAAAAUCCUCCUAGUCAAGCUGCGAAUCCUGGAUCCUGACGAAAACGGGAGCUUACGGGGCGAUAAACUCCGGGAGGAGAUGGAGAAGGACAAGGAGAAGGGUUUGUUCCCGUUUUUCGUUUCGGCGAUUUUGGGCUCGACUGCCUCCUGCUCCUUCGACAAUCUGGAGGAGAUCGGGCCGGUUUGCAAGGAACAGAAGCGGUGUUGGUUGCACGUGGACGCGGCCUACGCCGGAAACGGGUUUAUUUGUCCCGAAUUGAAGUAUUUACUCAAUGGGAUCGACUACGCUGAUAGUUUUAACACGAAUCCGAACAAGUGGCUUUUGGUUAAUUUCGACUGUUCCUGCUUGUGGGUCAGGGACCGGAUUCGACUAACGCACGCCCUCGUGGUGGACCCCCUGUACCUGCAGCACGCCAACGCUGACGAGUCCAUCGACUACAGGCACUGGGGGAUUCCCCUAAGCCGGCGGUUCCGCUCCUUGAAACUGUGGUUCGUCAUCCGGAAGUACGGCUUAAGCGGCCUCCGGGCCUACAUCCGGAACCACAUCAAACUGGCCAAACACUUCGAACAGUUGGUCCUGCAGGACACCCGGUUCGAGGUCGUGAAUGACGUGAGGCUGGGCCUUGUGUGUUUCCGGUUGAUGGCGUGCGAUGCCGCCAACCAGAAGCUGCUAGCGAUGAUCAACGCCUCUGGGAAGAUUCACAUGACACCGUCGGUGGUCCGGAACAAGUACAUUAUCCGGUUCUGUGUGGACGCGGAGCAUGCCAAAGAGGAGGACGUUGAUUAUGCGUGGGAGGUGAUCAAGGAGUUCGCUGUUGAAACGCUGGCGACGGGGGCCAAGGAGCGGCCGCCGCUCACGAGACAGAAGUCGAAGCGGUUCUCGUUCACCAGGAGCAUUUCGAAGGAGAUGUACCAGAGGACUUUGAGUCGGUCGAAUUUGUGCGACGGGGCGACGCCCAUUCUUGUGGCGGAUUCGGAUGAGGAGGACACGCUGGUUGAGGACACGACGAUGCUGCCAGAUGAGCCCGAUGAGGUUUUUAUUGACAAACAAGAGUUUGUUAAUGGGUUUAGGAUAAAUGACAAAGAGAUUAAGUACAAUGGGGUUAGUUAAGAGUGUGAUUGGGUGUGUAGAUGUGUAGACACAACAGUAUUAUUUUAAGUAAUAAUCUUAAGUUAUUUGUUCAUUCACAUAUCAUUAGACGUAAGGACGGUUGUGUACCAAGUGAUCAUUUGAAUUCAUUACAAUUAGAGUACCUACUGAAACUGAUAUUGAAAGAAUGGUUAAGACUUGAGUCUACCAACUAUUCGGAGGAAACUCUCCUACUCUAAUUACAAAUGACGACAUAUAAUACUCGCUCAUUAGUAUUAAGUAGCGUCCUUGUUGUUGUUAAAGAGUUUUUUUACUCAUUUAUAAAAUGUAGACGUAAUAAAUUAUGAUAUUAAUUUGAAA